AUGUUUACAACUCCCACUACACCCACCCCAGCAGAUCAACCUAAGGCUCGUUGCGAUCACUACACAGCCAAGUCACCCGCUCAGCACACGGCGGCGCACGUCCUGUCUUCACUAGGGGAUCACCCAAACUAUACUACAAGACCAAGGGAAACAUUUGUCAGCGUGCGCACGGCCACCCCACCUUCGCCCAGGAACCGCCAUAAGCCCUCACCUGACCAUAGCAAACACCCUCUGAAGCCCCCGUCGCCUCUGCCCACUCCCUCGACAUUAACAUUUAAUUCCCAUCCUCGACCCUCAACAUCCCCACGAACAUCCGUCAAUGGGGCUCCUCCCGGCGCGCCAUAA
This is a messenger RNA of Penaeus indicus, 345 nucleotides long. RefSeq lists its product as uncharacterized. The transcript has 2 exons. The record is from RefSeq and is a predicted model, not a curated record. NCBI's taxonomy places the organism in Eukaryota, Metazoa, Arthropoda, Malacostraca, Decapoda, Penaeidae. Bases 1 to 345 code for a protein of 114 amino acids.